This is a messenger RNA of Penicillium canescens, 2499 nucleotides long. RefSeq lists its product as uncharacterized. NCBI's taxonomy places the organism in Eukaryota, Fungi, Ascomycota, Eurotiomycetes, Eurotiales, Aspergillaceae. The record is from RefSeq and is a predicted model, not a curated record. Bases 1 to 2499 code for a protein of 832 amino acids. The transcript has 4 exons. Gene Ontology annotation, molecular function: GTPase binding.
AUGGACACGACCGAACCGCGGCGCGGGGGUUCAGAGGACUCCGUCCGCUCCAAUAAUGACAUCGCCUUCCAAGAACCGAAACAGGAGCUCCCUGACGACCUACCGAAAUCUCUGGAUGAUCGUCGCUCUGUUCCUGUUUUCCAUGCGGAGACUGAGAUGUACGAUGCCUGGCAAGGCCAAUCCCAAUUCCUAACAACACCAGUCGCCGCAAAACCCCUCCCAUUCAGCCUAACACUAGACGACCACACACAUGACACAGAACACGAGCUCCGAGCCCACUACGGGCGCGAUUUGGAAGACAGCGACGCCCGACUGAUGGAAAUGCUCGCCGCCCAAGCCGCGCAUCGCGAAGUGGAUUCUCUCAGUGCGGACGAGGAGACCAUUGCCGUUGAUGAGAAGCUGACCGAUGAUGAGAAGCGCGAUAUACUGCAGAAGAGCUUGAAUAUGGCGGCUAGCAAUGGGGAUGUGGAGCGCGUGCGGAAACUCGUGCGUGGGAAUGCUAGGCCUUUUGUUGAUGUUAAUAUGCCUGAUGAGGAGGGGACUGUUCCGUUGAUUUAUGCUAGUUGUUUUGGUCAUCAAGAGGUCGUUGCCGCGCUUAUUGAUGCCGGGGCUUUCGUUGACAAGCAGGAUCGCAAUCAGUGGAGUGCGCUGAUGUGGGCUAUGACGAACCGCCAUAAGACUAUUGCGAAGAUUCUUCUUGAUCACGGGGCUUCGCCGGAUAUUAAGUCUUCGUCUGGAGGUACUGCGCUUGAUUUUGCCCAGCCUGGGAGUGAAAUCUCUGAAUAUCUGCAUGAAAAUGGGUAUAAUUUUGGUGCUGGGGCUAUUGAGGACGAUUUCUAUGAUGCUGGGCUGGCACAUGGCCGGUUUGAAGAAGAAUUGGCUGAGACUGAGAUGAAGCGGAGAAUGAUGAUGGAAGAGAGCGCUAUCAAUUUGGAAGUUGAUUUGUCCAGUCUGGGGCUUGACGAGAAAUUCGAGCCAUCUGAUGAGGAUGAGCUAGAAGAAGAGCAACAGGAAUUCGUCUGGGAUCGGUGUCUGAAUGACCAGAUGUUUGUCUUCCAGGAUCAUGAACUGGAGCGCAUCUUGGAUAUCAUCAUCACCAACAUGACUCCCCAGCGGUCUCCAUCUCAAAAACCAGUGCCUGCAAAUCUCCUCUUCCUCAGUGCACGUUAUGCGCAUUAUCAUGCCAGCCCGGAGCUACUCGCAACGCUGUUGACGUCGGCGAUGGACAAGAUCAAUGACGUCGUCGAACGCUACCAAUGGGACAUGACCAUGCAAGCAUUCUGGUUGUCAAAUGCCACGCUACUUCUUCAUUACCUCAAGAAGGAUGGCGGUCUGGUAGAAUCUACGGUCGAGUUCCAGCUCCAUUUGGCAGAGUUGAUCAAUGAGAUUUUCGUUCUCAUCAUUCGUGACGCCGAGCGUCGAAUGAACAAAGUCCUGGAUGCGGCUAUGCUGGACCAUGAGACCAUCCCUGGACUGGAAGAUGUUGCCUUCCAAAACGAAUGGAAACUCUUCCGCAAAAACAAAAAUAAAACCCCUGAACCUGCCGAGAAGCGAUUCCGGCCUCCAUCUCCGCGCCGACGAGCGCAGGUUUCGCCCCGAAACAUCACCUCCUUACUCUCAUCGACCCUUUUUGUACUUGAUCUAUACGACGUCCACUCCGUGAUCGCAACACAGAUCCUCUCCCAACUUCUUUACUGGCUCAGUGCCGAGAUCUUCAACCGGAUCAUGAGCACGAAACGUUACCUGGCGCGCACAAAGGCAAUGCAGAUCCGCAUGAACGUGUCAACUUUAGAAGACUGGGCGCGCUCCAAUAACCGACAACCAGAGCACUAUGAAAACGGGUCUACAUCUUGCACCGGAGAGACCACAAUCGAAGCCGCCCGUCGACAUCUGGCGCCGGUUAUCCAACUCCUCCAGUGGCUGCAAUGCUUUUCCUCGCUCGGCGACGACCACGAAUCGCUCGUGACAACCCUUCUCCAACUCCAGCAACUCACCCCUGCCCAGCUUCUUCACGCUGUCAAGUCCUACCGCCCAGAAGUCGGCGAGAAGGGUCUCACCAAGCAAGCAAUGAAGUUUCUCCUUGAUAUGCAGCGCGACCCAGGAGUUAUCUUCCGCGAGCAACAAAAAAUACAAGACGAGAAGAAAAGAGCCGCAGCCGGGCCUGCGUCCGACGCAGCAGACGGUCGUCCAAAAACACCACCAAAGGACCAACCCUCCGACGCACCCACAUCCCCAGACCCGGGUCUUUCCCCGGGCUCAGCAGGUGCCUCCUCCAGACCAGCAAGCAUGGUCGCCAUCAGGAAUGACGAACGCCCGGGUGGCGGCAACGCCGUCAUCCUUGACCCGACCCUCUUCCUCCCCUUCUCCCUCCCAACCAGCACAGACAUGCUAAUCAGCUACGGCGCCGGCUUCGGCGGUACGAAUCGCGAACGAGCACGCAAGUACAUCCCCACCGUUCCACCAGAGGUUCUCAGCCGAUUUGAUCGUGGCGAUGCAUGA